AGUUUUGUAUGAAGGCUUCAUAUCUCGCAGAGCUAAGAUGUCCUGUGGUCAUGCUGUGACCCCGACCUCUCUCACAAACUGGUGUCGCAGGUUGUUGGACCAGGGUGAAAGCAGGUUUGUGUGUGGUGGGUCUGGUUGUAGUGCUGAGUGGACUUUUGCAGAGGUUUGUAAAAUGGCUCUUCUGACCCCUGAAGAAAUGGAGUACUUUCAAAAAACCAUGGAAUUCAACGCUGCCAGGCAGACACUUACUACUAAGAUGUGUCCUGGAUGCAGAUCCACUGUGACGAGAGAGAAUGAAUCCGAUUUGAAUGUCCUCUGUGAAGUGUGCACAGCAGUAAAAGGACGGCUGUUUGAAUUCUGCUGGCAGUGUUUGAGGGAGUGGAAGGGUGCACGGCCUCGGAAAGACCGCUGUGGAAAUCGUGGCUGCUGCAACCCGUCACUAGAAACACUAAAGAAAUGCCCAGAUAUCAAAUUCCAUGGGUAUGACGAUGAGUAUGAGUCCGAGUAUGAGGAUGAGGAUGAGUUUUAUUCUGGAGUCCUUGUUUGUCCCUCGGUCCGUGCCUGUCCUACCUGUGGUUUGCUGUUGGAGCACAGCACAGAGGCUUGCCCAUCAGUUGAUUGCCCUCAAUGUAAUGUGACAUUUUGUUUUGUGUGUCUGAAAAACUCUGGCGAAUGUUUGACCAGUUGCAUUGCUGCCCCCAGACAGACCUCUAUACCUGUGUGGAAGAAAUAA
Molecule: messenger RNA, 733 nt
Organism: Pelmatolapia mariae (spotted tilapia)
Lineage: Eukaryota; Metazoa; Chordata; Actinopteri; Cichliformes; Cichlidae
Exons: 3
Coding region: 38-733 (231 amino acids)
Source: RefSeq, a predicted model, not a curated record